GCGGGUCUCCGAGGAUCCUGAGGAAGAAGACGGCGGCGGCUGCAGGGAUCGAGCCGAGUCCGGUGACAGGAUGGCUGGGCACAGAUUGGUGUUGGUGUUAGGAGACCUGCACAUCCCCCACCGGUGCAACAGUUUGCCGGCCAAGUUCAAAAAACUCCUGGUGCCAGGGAAGAUUCAGCACAUCCUCUGCACCGGGAACCUUUGCACCAAAGAGAGCUAUGACUACCUCAAGACCCUGGCCGGGGACGUCCACGUCGUGAGAGGAGACUUCGAUGAGAAUCUGAAUUAUCCCGAACAGAAAGUUGUGACUGUUGGGCAGUUCAAAAUUGGCUUGAUCCACGGACAUCAAGUUAUUCCGUGGGGAGAUAUGGCCAGCCUAGCCCUGCUACAACGGCAGUUUGAUGUGGACAUUCUCAUCUCUGGACACACACACAAGUUUGAAGCAUUUGAGCAUGAAAAUAAAUUCUAUAUUAACCCAGGUUCUGCUACUGGGGCAUAUAAUGCCUUGGAAACAAGCAUUAUUCCUUCGUUUGUGCUGAUGGACAUCCAGGCGUCUACAGUGGUCACCUACGUGUACCAGCUCAUUGGAGACGACGUCAAAGUAGAGCGGAUUGAAUACAAAAAAUCUUAAAAUCGGGCCUAUCUUGAUUUUUCUUUCCUUUUUUUUUUUCAUUGCUCUGUUUAAAUCAAGUAAUUAAACUCUUAAAAGCCAAGCAAUUAUAUGACUUUUAUAAUAUUUUUCACUAAAAUAUAACUUGUCUUCUGUUACUAUGUAAUUGCUCUCUACGUUUCUUGUAAACUGUAGGAAUUUAUUUAAUUUUCAGUAUAUGAUUUCUAUAGAAACAUUGUCCACUGCACAGGAAUAAGUCCUAUGUAAGCUAAAUUUUACCUUUGUAAAAUCUUAAAGUCGAUACUUGGAAAUUUACGAGAACAGCAAUGCAUGAAGAGAAAGAACCUACACUUCAUUCAUUUUUCUCUUCUCUAGUAAUAAACGUUUACCUUUUAGUCUU
Messenger RNA from Ochotona curzoniae (black-lipped pika), 1010 nucleotides. RefSeq names its product VPS29 retromer complex component (gene VPS29). The record is from RefSeq and is a predicted model, not a curated record. The transcript has 5 exons. The coding region runs from base 71 to 631 and encodes 186 amino acids. Gene Ontology annotation, biological process: retrograde transport, endosome to Golgi; intracellular protein transport. NCBI's taxonomy places the organism in Eukaryota, Metazoa, Chordata, Mammalia, Lagomorpha, Ochotonidae. Gene Ontology annotation, cellular component: retromer complex; endosome.